AUGGCAAGUGAAGACAAUUCAAGUUCCUUGGUCGUUGAGAAAUCAGAAGUGGAACUAGUGAAACCCUUAAAGCCAACACCUGAUGUCUCUUUGUCUCUCUCCACAAUCGACAACGAUCCUUUCAUGGAAAUUAUCAUGAAAACCAUAUGCGUCUACGCCCCUAUGCCCUAUCUUGAAGAUCAAGACAACAAAGACCCGGCUUCUCUUCUCCGCGAUGCCCUCUCUCGUACUCUUUUCUACUACUACCCUCUCGCAGGGAAACUUCACCGAAAAUCCGAGGACAGUAGACUUCAGCUGGAUUGCAAAGCCGAAGAUGGAGUUCCCUUUAUAAGGGCAACCGCCACGUGCACACUCGCUUCUCUCAAUAACUUGGACAGUGCCGGGGAUGCAGCCUACCAACUCGUGCCUUGUUAUGACCCUGUGACAGGUUGUGAAGGAUAUGACCCUCUGGCUUUCCAGAUCACCAAGUUUGCAUGUGGUGGAAUAACUAUCGGAAUGGCUCACUCUCACUCCGUAUGUGAUGGUGUUGGAGUGGCCCAGUUUUUCCGAACAAUGAUCGAGCUUGCUUCCGGGAAGACCGAACCAAGUGUUAUCCCCGUAUGGGACCGAGAACGGCUCACCUUUAACGAACAUUCCAACAUUAUAGGAAAACUAGGAGACCAUGUUCAUAUGCCUAGCGUCGGCUCUUCGCUGUCUACUGAUGACAUGGUCCGAGAGAUUCUGUCCAUUAGCUCCGAAGAUAUUAUGAAACUCAAGAAGACAGUUUCAGAGGAGGAGCAAGUUACAAUUGAGAACGAGAAGAUGGAUGUCACAACUCUGGAGAUUCUUGCGGCCCAUGUCUGGAGAGCACGUUGCCGAGCCCUAAAUAUGAGUCCAGAUGAUAUUAUGGGGUUAGCGUUAGCCAUCAGUAUCCGCGGCAUUAUGGAGCCGCCGUUACCACAAGGCUACUACGGAAAUGCCAUUCUAAACGGCUCCGUGGAAUUAAAAGCUAAGGAGCUAAGCGAAUCGCCAUUGUAUAGUGUGGUGAGACUCAUUAAGGAUACGAAGAGGAAGGCGCUUGACAAGCGGUACGUGUGGGAGCAACUUAGCGAGAUUGCGGGAAGAGUGAAGGUGCGGCCUGAGAGCUUCAGCAUAGGGAUAGAGUCAAUGAUACUCUCCGAUUGGCGGCAAAUUGGUUUACAUUACGAUGGUUGGGGAGGUUUGGUGAAUAUAAUACCAUUAAUUCCGACGACAAUGCCACUUUUCUGGAUUUUAUUGCCGGUGUCAAAGGCGGUUCCAGAGAUGAGAGGUGGCGUUAGGGUGCUGGUAACGCUUCCUAAGGAGGCGAUGGCUAAGUUCAAGGAAGAGUUGAAGGCUCUCUGACCAUAGAUUGUUGUG
This is a messenger RNA of Raphanus sativus (radish), 1377 nucleotides long. RefSeq names its product spermidine coumaroyl-CoA acyltransferase. The record is from RefSeq and is a predicted model, not a curated record. The transcript has 2 exons. Lineage: Eukaryota; Viridiplantae; Streptophyta; Magnoliopsida; Brassicales; Brassicaceae. Bases 1 to 1362 code for a protein of 453 amino acids.